AUGAACGUGGUCUGCCCCGUACGCCGUAUCCUCCACAUUUCUCCCCGGGGGGGCCGCCAAUUGACCACGACCCCACCAAGCACCUACCGUCACCGUCGCAGCCUGAAAGCCAAACCCGAAUCCUACACGACACCCCCACCGACCCCCUACACCGAGGGCCAAGUCUCCAAACUGUCGGAAUACUACACGGAUGCCCAGCUAGCCUCCCUCCUGGCAGGGGAAUCGGCCGUCGACCCCGCGCACUUCCACAACCGCCACCGACGACCCGACCACGACCCCAUGAAGUUGCGGUACCUCGACGACCUCUCGAUCCUCGACCCAAUCCUAGAUUCCCCCACCGGCCCGCAAACCUACACGCCGGGACACCCCCUCCAGCCGCUCCCGAAACUGCAAGAGCUGCUCACCCCUUCCGCCUCCACCACUGCCGCCAAUUCCGCCACGGGGGAGCCACCCUGGAUGCGCGAGGUCUCGCUCAGGACCGGCUUCCCCGUCGCCGACAUCAAGCGGUUCAGGACGAAGAUCCUGGUCUCCCACAGCGUCGUGAACCAGACGCACAUGGGCAAGAUUCGCAGGAUGUACUGCCUCGCCGUGGCCGGGAACGGGAACGGCCUUGUGGGCAUCGGGGAGGGGAAGAGCGUCGAGCACUCGGAGGCCCAGCGCAUCGCCACCUACAUGGCUGUUCGGAACAUGAUGCCCGUGCCCAGGUACGAGAACCGUACCAUUUUCGGCGAUCUGGAUAUCAAGGUUGGCGCGGUGGAGUUGAAGCUUUUUACUCGACCGCCGGGUCGGUUUCCCCUUGCUUUGGGGGUGGGACGUGGGGACUGACGGCGAGUUUAAUAUGGUUAGGAUUCGGAUUGCGCACUUCUCAGUACAUUUUUGAGAUAGCAAAGUGUCUGGGACUGUCGGACCUCUCGGCGAGGGUUACUCGCAGCAGGAAUCCCAUGAAUGUCUGCAAGGCUACCAUCCAAGCCCUCAGGAGCCAAAAGUUGCCCGAGACCAUCGCUCUGGGCCGGGGAAAGAAGUUGGUGGAUGUUAGGAAGGUUUACUACAACGGUGCCGUAUAA
Molecule: messenger RNA, 1064 nt
Organism: Tuber aestivum (summer truffle)
Lineage: Eukaryota; Fungi; Ascomycota; Pezizomycetes; Pezizales; Tuberaceae
Source: the annotation of a GenBank genome assembly